AUGCCCGAAGAUAAUUCGGAUUCUCAGAGAAGGCGCCUUUGGAGCAGCACCACGGCCACGUCGGAACCCUCUGAUAUCUCAAACUCUACCGUCCAAAUCAAGAUCGAGCUCGCGGAUCCUGAGGAUACCGCGAAUUCGCCAGGACAGCUCGAUUCUCACCAAGUUACCACGGAGGGCACGACAGAGAAGACAAAUGCCAUCGCCACCACAUCGACAGCGGAACAAUCCGAUUCGACAAACGUCGUCUUCAGAGUUGAGGUGCCUGAUGAUAAAGCCAGCCAUGGUGGCAAAGAUAUCUGGACGGUCGCAUACCGUGAGGCGGUUGAGAGCCUCGAUGAAGACAAGAGAGACAUGGUCAUGAAGAGUGAUAGAAUCAACCAACUGCUCAUGGAGCUUCGGGACCGUGAUGCAGAAAACGCCGAAAAUUCCCCAUUUCGGAAAGGAUUAGAGAAGCUCCAGAAACCUCUUCAAUACGUCAAACUGGCUGUUGACCUGGCCAAGCCCUUCGCCGAGUUGGGACCCAUGGCGGCGGCGACUGCCACCGGCGCGGUGAAAUCUUUUACUGUUGGCCUUGUACGAGUCUACGUAGACCUCCUUGAGUUUUACCUGGCUGCCAUGAAGUUUUUCUCGCAUAGGCAUGUAGCCCUUGGGUUUCUUUCAGAAGCUCUAAACGAAAAACUGCCGCCCAUCAUCACAAGGUUCUUCCAACACGUCUCGCUAUUGCAAGACUUUAUCCGAAAUGCGACACUUACGCUCGUCGACGACAUCAAGCGGCUGCUACUCGAUGACAAAAUUCUGAAACUCCUUGGCGUCGAUAAGGACAGAGAUCGAAGUGAGCACCACUGCAACAUGCGAAACGCAAAGGCAGACGACGCGUGCACGUGGAUAACCCAAAACCCGGCUUUUCUCAAAUGGUACAACGCAUCGACUGGUGAGUUCUUGGUUAUGUUCGGAGCCAUGGGCUACGGCAAGACUGUUACUACGGCCUUCGUGAUCGACCACUUGAUCCACCUGAACAAGAAUUUCCUGCCUCGACCUCUCAUCUGCUACCACUACUGCAACACCGAAGAGAACUCCGACACCGUCUACAUAUAUUCGAGCCUCUUGUUGCAGCUGUUUCGUCAACGGCCGGGCCUUAAACUCAAGUUUGAUAAAUGGCAUGCCGACAGGGAAAGAGCCCAGUUAAUCGAUCCAGCCCAAUCGUCAAAGGAACUCGGCGAUUUCUUUGCGGAGUGUAUCAAGUCUCUUGACAGGAUAGUAAUCGUUGUCAUCGACGCGAUUGACGAGUGCAAUGACCAGUCACGGCGGGAGCUUAUCGCCCUGCUUCAAGGUAUUGCCAAGGAUACACUGAGGUUGAAGGUCUUUUUCUCGUCUCGCCCGAAUGAAGAGACAGAGGGGUUAUUGCACGGAGCAGCACAGAUCCGCCUGCUACCCGACCGAGCACGAGACAUCGCCAUCGUGAACUGUCUCGUGAGCAACAAUCUGCCAGGACUUUCUAAGCAGACUCGGGACCUGGUCGUGGGAAAACUAUGCGAUGCAGCCAGCGGAAGUGCCAUUUGGAUCAAGCUCACGGUCGAUCUCAUACGAAAGCGCAAGAUAAACUCCUACGGCCGCAUGCAGAAUUUCCUCGAGGAAAUGCCGCUGCCUUCUAACCUCUCGGAGCUCUAUUUGAAGCUCUUCCAUCAAGCAUCGGAAGGCGAAGAAGAGAAUGAAACGCUCGCCACGAGAGCCUUGGAAACCCUCGCCGUUGCGAAGAGGCCCCUGAGCAUACUGGAGCUAGGAUGGGCGUUAGCCUUCGAAGACAUCCCCAAGGAUGACGCCUCUGAUAUGAAAGUGCAAGAGUUGGAGGGGUGGGUUGACGAAAAACGCGUUUUGAACUUGGUGCAGCCCUUCGUCGGCCACGUCGAUUUUGAUGACGUUAAAAAGCGUCAAGUGAUGCUUGUACAUCAGUCAUUGAAGUUGCUGAUCUUGCGACGCCCGCCGUCGGCCUGGGAACGGUUGGGAAACCUGGACAAGAUGUCCAAGACCGAGAAGAUGCAAAUGGAGCAGCGGCAAUCGGAGCUGGAAGCGCAGCUUUUGGCCAUCUGUGUGAGGUACUUGCUCCUCAAUGAAUUCGACGAUGGAGAGAUGGCUCUAUUUUCCGAAGAUCAGCAACAGGCCGAAAUCCUGACCCAUUUGCCUCAAGGGGAUGGACUCUUUGAUGACAGCGAUGACGCCGAUGUACCCGACCAGGAUGGUGGUGCGACUGCUGCUACGAAUGCUGCUAUGAGCCACGUAUCAGACACGGAUGCAGCUGCAGAGUCCUCCGCACCACUAUAUUUCGACCCGGCCGAGAGUGGCUUCGGAGAGUUCUUUGUCUAUGCUUCAUGCUACUGGCUUGAACAUUUUCAGCUCGCCUCCUGGGAACACUCGCCCGACAUAUCGGAUAUCGUUCGACUCUGCCGAGCCAAAUCGAACAGGCUACGUAGCUGGGUAGACCAGCAUUGCCGCCCUGACUGUACUAUAUUGCCAAAGUUGUCUUGGGCCAGUGAGGUGCUAGAUCCGCUGGUGAUCAUAUCGACCUUCGGACCAGCGGCUGCAAUGGAGGCUAUCCUGGCUAAAUACAACGUCAAUACUAGCCCCGAAUUCUUAGGCACGUCCAUCGCGACUACCAUUAAGCAUCUAGUCAGCUACAGACGAACCUCCCGUCUCUGCAACUUCUUCCGUCAACAACAUGUCGGACUGACUCCCCAGACGUUACCUCUCUACAUGAACGCCAUGGGGAAGUGGGCAAACUUGGCUGCCGAGGGUUGCGACAAAGAUGAAGAAGAGGGACUGGUAGAAUUUUUCGACCUCGUCUACACUAUGGUCCCUCUCCUAGUCACCGAUUCUUGGGGUAACGAACUGCUAUGCGAAGCAGCGAGGUCAGGUUGUCUCCCCGUCAUCGAGAGACUCUUCGACGCGGCGGAGCAGAACCCGGAACUGCGCACCGAACUCCUCCGCGAUCGGCAACGCCAGGUCGAUCCAAAACGCCACGACAGACACCAGUCCGUCGGCGAAGCAGUCUGGUCCAACCACAUCCACGUGUUGCGAUACCUACUCCAGCAACCGGGAAUCGACGCUCACCUCCGCCACCGCGACCUCGGUGGGGCCAACGUCUUUUGCGCCGCGGCACGGUACGGCAAUCCGGAGGUCGUGCGACUUUUGAUCGAGCAUCACCCGGAGGGCGUGAAUGAGCUGGACGAAGUUGGAGACGCGCCGCUGAGUGAAUUCGCAUUUGCUCGCUCGUCCGUCGAGGUUGUUAGAAUCCUGCUGGAGGCUGGCGCAGAUCCGAAGAAGGGGAACGCCCAUCCUUUUUGGAAUCCGCUUCGGAUCGCCGUUAGGAACAUGGAUGUUGAGAUGUGCCGCUUGUUAGUGGAAGUGGGAGGGGCGGAUCCCCUGGAGGCUCUGCGUGUUGACGACGAUGGCUAUGGGGUAGGUCUCGCCGAUCCUAUCUCUAAUGAUGAGGUGGCGCGGACUAUGCUGGAUAUGUUUUGUCGGUUGGGCGGCGUAAAGAAAGUAGAAGCCAUCUGA
Molecule: messenger RNA, 3552 nt
Organism: Scedosporium apiospermum
Lineage: Eukaryota; Fungi; Ascomycota; Sordariomycetes; Microascales; Microascaceae
Exons: 4
Coding region: 1-3552 (1183 amino acids)
Molecular function (GO): protein binding
Source: RefSeq, a predicted model, not a curated record